AUGGUCUCGUUGAAUGAAGUAAUAGUUGCUGUUCUCGAUGGCAUCCAAUUCGACGCAUUUGGCGGCGAUGAAGUAGAGCGUCUGAAGGUCCGCUCUGCGGCGCGUCGGCUGCUCGCCAGAGUUGAAACACCAUAUGAGCGGGCAUGGGGCUUCUGCUUUGAGCAUCCCAUAGUUUUUGCUGCUUUGCAAACAUGUAUCAAUCUGGGACUGUGGAAGAAGUGGACUGGUAUUGGAGGUGGUGAGAAAUCUAUUGAUGAGUUAGUGGCAAUGACCACGCCGACUGUUGAGACUAAUCUGCUACGUAAUUUCACUUCCGAUUUCAUUCUUUUAAUUGAACACCAAGCUAAUCAGAGACAUUCAGGUCGACUCUUUCGCUUAAUGGCGGCUUUCAAUAUUGUUGAAGAGGCAGGCGAAGACAGAUUCAAGCCUACUCCCUUCUCAUUUGCUAUUGGUGAUGAAAAUACCAAGGUCCGAGCCUCACUUGAAGCAGCUACAAACCAAUAUUUCGCCGCGAACCAGAACCUACCGAGCUACCUCGCCAAGACCUCGUACAAGGAGCCAACAGACAUUAACGUGAACAACUACUCGGACUCCGAUCCAGAAGGUCUCAAUUUCUUUGGUCGUCUAGGAGCCAGUCCUAAUUGCUUGGAAGCCUUCACUGGUCAUAUGGAAGCAUGGACAGCGUGGAAAACUCCCUGGACAAAUGUCUACGAUACAAAGGAUCUGUUGGAAGGUUCAAAGCUUGACGACGGCUCUGCAUUUGUAGUUGAUAUCGGUGGGAACACAGGCAUUGAUGUUUCCCGUGUGUUGAACAAGCAUCCAGAGCUUCCUGCGGGUGCCCUGAUUCUGCAAGAUCUGCCGGAGGUUAUUGCCAAUGCCAAAGUUGAUGAGAAAAUUACAACAAUGGUGCAUGAUUUCUUCUUGCCGCAGCCAAUCAAAGGAAGUCGGGCCUACUUCAUGCACGCCGUUCUCCACGAUUGGCCAGAUCAUAAAGCCAAACAAUUGCUGGAAAAUACAAGGGACUCCAUGGUGAAGGGGUACUCGAAACUUUUUAUAUAUGAUAUUGUUCUUCCGUCCACCGGGGCAAGUAUCAGUCAAACGACCAUGGAUGUACAGAUGCUAGCACUGCUGUCUGCUUCUGAGCGGACUGAAGGUGCAUGGAAGAAACUUUUGGCUGAUGCUGGGCUUCGAGUUUGCAAAUUUUGGCCUGAUCCUCAGCAGUAUGAGAUGGUGAUUGAGGCUGAAAUUGCGUAG
This is a messenger RNA of Penicillium malachiteum, 1254 nucleotides long. RefSeq lists its product as uncharacterized. Gene Ontology annotation, molecular function: O-methyltransferase activity. The record is from RefSeq and is a predicted model, not a curated record. Lineage: Eukaryota; Fungi; Ascomycota; Eurotiomycetes; Eurotiales; Aspergillaceae. Bases 1 to 1254 code for a protein of 417 amino acids. The transcript is spliced from 3 exons.